AUGGCCCACACUGCUAGGCUCGGAACAUUUCAGACUCAUGCUGACUUGGCUCUGGAGCUGGCUGUAGCCAGCUGGGACACUGAACGCUUUGCUUGUUCUGUUGACAGCCCUGAAGAACUGGAGCCCUUUGCCUUUGGUGUGACCACAGCUGCCUCAGGGGAUGGUGGAGGCUGGCUCCUGACCCAGGCUGCUGGCAGGGAGUGUCCUGGAGGCCGCGCGCUCGGUCAGCAUGUCCCCCUCAUUCCACCAGCCCUGCCCACCUUCCUCGCCUGCAGCUCAAUCCCCAUGACUAAGGGUGUGGAAGAGGAUUCCUUUUUCCACAAGCCCGUGACUGAGCUGGGACAGGAGGGAUCUGCAGUCCCCCUUUACUCAGAGACAGCAAAGAUUUUUAUCCCCCAGAGACAGGAAUCCCCUGGCUGUGAGGUGGUAAGCCUGGGGAGCGGCUGCCGCCGGCUGUCCUCAGGAAAGUCAGAUUUCAUUGCUGUGGUUUCUACGCCUGACCCCCGGAAGUUUUCGCUCCCGUUGCCACAGGGAGCCAGGAGAGCAAAGAGGGCUGCUGCCGGUGCCCUGCAGCCACACAAACAUGCUCCUGCUCCUGGCGGAGCCAGAGCUGCUGGGAAAGACAUUUCGGAAGUUUCCUGUGGUUGCAACAAAUUGUUCAAAUCUGCACUGGAGCACCGCUGUGACCUGUCUUUCUCCAUCUUAGGGCAACCAGCUCCUGAAACUGGAAACUCCCUAGCAUCUCCUCACCCUACCCCGCAGGCUGUCCUUGUGGAAGGAGGUGGGGGGAGGGGGUUUUCCGGAAUGCCUGGCCUCUCUGUCCAAGCAUGGCAGCCUUGCCGCAUGGGUGGCGCAGACUCAGUUUCCCAUGCAUCUUGCCCCAGGGAGGAGGUGGGGGAUCCUUCCAUAGAGAUGGUGAAGAAUAAGGGAGGUAGUGAUCACCUUGAUCAUCUCUGGGAUCCAGUUAAAUCUGCGUCUGCAGGCAGAAAGAGGCUGGGGGACACGGAGAGAGUGAUCAACUGGAAGAUUCUAGGGCCUUCAGUUUUGAAAGGUGACAUGAUACCCUGGAAAGGGCAUGAACUUAGUUGUCAGUCCAUCCCUGCCUUUUCCAAUCAAAGCUGAGUGGCCACGGCAAAUUAAUGAUCAUCUCUGAGUUUCAGUCUCCUGUCUAAAAUGAGGUGAUAAUAGCUUCUCCAAGGUUGUGAGGCCCUGAACACGCUGCCUGGCACACACAUGGCUAAUCAAUAUUUUCCUAACCUUCCCUUCUCUGAAGUUGCUACCGCUCUCCUCCUGGGGUCUUGCAAAUAAACUUCUGAAUUAAAUAGUUCCUGCCUGGUAGUUUGUAUCAACUGAAGGAAGACAAGUCUGGAAUAUGACAUUUUGAAAUUGAAGGCUACAUUUAAAAAUAAAUGUAACCAUUGGCUUUCUGGAAGGAUGAAAUGAAACCAGACCGCUUUCUGGAAGGAGUCUUUUGGGGCUUCCUUCAUUGAACAGAAUGGAGUGUAAUUAGUUAUUUGAUAGCAAAUGGGUUCUCUCAAGACAUAAAUACAAUUUAAAGCAGUUUGUUCUAGGGUCUACAGUUUCAGCAUUGCUCACUGCAUUCAUGUUUCUACCCUUAACUUGCCAAGUAAACCCAUAGUUUGUUAGUUCAAACACUAAUCUCUGAUCAGUCUCAUUUAUUCUAAAUUUGUUUUCACACAAUGGCUUCCACAACUCAAGGUAUUUUCUAUUCUUUGUUCUCUGGAGACUGAGAGGUUAUCAGUUGUGGAAAGGCUUCCACAAGUUUUCCUCUAAUAUAGUCCUGGGGAAUACAGAAGCCUCCUCGAAUGAAUGGUUGGACUCACCUUUUCCCAGGACCAUAAAAGUAUAUAUUUUUGUUUCCUGUCCUAAACACAGUGUAACUCACUCCUCGUUUUUCCUGGGAGAUUGUGGUAACACGG
Molecule: messenger RNA, 1940 nt
Organism: Piliocolobus tephrosceles (Ugandan red Colobus)
Lineage: Eukaryota; Metazoa; Chordata; Mammalia; Primates; Cercopithecidae
Source: RefSeq, a predicted model, not a curated record